This is a messenger RNA of Trichoderma gamsii, 4326 nucleotides long. RefSeq lists its product as hypothetical. Gene Ontology annotation, molecular function: protein binding; nucleic acid binding. Lineage: Eukaryota; Fungi; Ascomycota; Sordariomycetes; Hypocreales; Hypocreaceae. The transcript is spliced from 5 exons. Gene Ontology annotation, cellular component: nucleus; mRNA cleavage and polyadenylation specificity factor complex. The record is from RefSeq and is a predicted model, not a curated record. The coding region runs from base 1 to 4326 and encodes 1441 amino acids.
AUGCAAGUUUACACAGAGCUCACGGCUCCCACAGCCGUUACGCAAUGCCUGAGCUUACCUCUAACAUCUGCUACCGCGAACAACUUGGUGGUCGCAAAGGGCUCUCUGCUACAGAUCUUCACGGUCAAGGCUAUCUCGGCCGAGCUUGACCCCGAAUUCCAGCCCAGCCAACCGACUGAGACGGAUACGCGGUUUGACCGCCAGGUAAAUGAUGACGAUGGCCUCGAAUCCUCCUUCCUCGGCGGCGAGUCGAUGUUUAUGCGAACCGAUCGGACGAACAAUACGAAGUUGGUGCUCAUCGCAGAGAUUCCACUCGCAGGAACUGUCAUUGGGCUGGCAAGGAUGAAGACCAAAAACACCGCAUCGGGGGGUGAGGCUCUGUUGCUGGCAUACAAGGCGGCCAAGAUGUGUCUGGCCGAAUGGGAUCCGAAGAAGAACGAGCUGGAGACCAUCUCCAUCCACUAUUAUGAGAAGGAAGAGCUGCAGGGAUCACCAUGGGAGGAAGUCUUUGGGGAGUAUGUUAACUACCUUGAGGCAGACCCUGGUAGUAGAUGUGCCGCAUUCAAAUUCGGCACUCGAAACCUUGCCAUUCUGCCGUUUACUCGCUCUGAAGAGGAUCUGGAGAUGGAGGACUGGGACGAGGAUCUAGACGGGCCUCGGCCAGUUAAAGAACAUACCGCAGCUACCAACGGAGAGGGCAACAAUGUAGAUGCAGCUUAUACCCCGUCUUUUGUCUUGCGUCUGCCCCUCCUAGACCCGAGCCUGCUUCACCCUGUACACCUCACUUUUCUGCAUGAGUAUCGCGAGCCCACAUUCGGUGUCCUCUCUUCCAGUCAAGCGCCUGCUUCUUCACUAGGCUCAAAAGACCACCUAUCGUACAAAGUGUUUACUCUAGACCUACAACAGAGAGCAUCGACAACCAUUUUAUCAGUGACUGGCCUGCCGCACGAUCUUUACAAAGUCAUCGCACUGCCUGCUCCUGUUGGCGGUGCUUUACUGGUUGGGCAGAAUGAGCUGAUCCAUGUUGACCAAUCUGGAAAAGCAAAUGGCGUGGCUGUCAAUCCUAUGGCCAAGCUGGCAACAUCCUUUAACUUGACCGACCAAUCAGACCUGAAUUUGCGCCUUGAAAGCUGUGCUAUUGAGUUGCUCGCCAUCGAAAAUGGCGAGUUACUUUUAAUAUUAAACGAUGGUCGACUGGGCAUAGUCUCUUUCAAGAUUGAUGGACGAACGGUAUCUGGUCUUGGCGUCAAGCUGGUGGGCGCAGAUUGCGGUGGCGAUAUCAUCAAGAGUAGAAUCACAUGUAUUUCUCGACUAGGCAAGAAUGCGUUCUUCCUGGGGAGUGAAACGAGCGAUUCAGUCGUGCUAGGAUGGUCGAGAAAGCAGACGCAAGAAAAGCGCAGGAAAUCUCGACUGCUCGACACAGAUUUAGCUUUGGAUGUGGAUGACCUUGACCUUGAGGACGAUGAAGAGGACGAUGACUUAUACGGAGAUGACUCUGCUAUCACUAAACCCAACCAAACGGCCAACGGGGGAUCGGUCAAAUCCGGGGAUAUAUCUUUUCGAAUACACGACACUUUACUCAGUAUUGCACCGAUUCAAGACAUCGCAUGUGGACAAUCCGCCUUUUUGCCAGAUAGCGAAGAAGCCGCUCUAAAUAAAGGGGUCUCGGCUGACUUGCAGCUUGCUUGUGCUGUUGGGCGUGGAGAAGCAGGCUCUAUCGCAGUUAUCAACCGGGAGAUCCAACCCAAAGUUAUUGGCCGAUUCGAGUUUCCGGAAGCCAGAGGGUUUUGGACGAUGUGUGUAAAGAAACCAGUUCCGAAAUCACUGGGCACGAAUGCCGGGGUAGCGGGCGAUUACGACACUCCUAUUCAGCAUGACAAGUUCAUGAUUGUUGCCAAGGUCGAUCUGGAUGGCUACGAAACCUCUGACGUAUAUGCACUCACAGCUGCGGGCUUUGAGACGCUGAAAGAGACGGAAUUUGAGCCGGCUGCUGGAUUUACGGUUGAGGCUGGCACAAUGGGAAAUCAAAUGGUAGUGAUCCAGGUGCUCAAAUCGGAAGUUCGGUGCUACAACGGAGAUCUGGGCUUGAUCCAGAUUUUACCCAUGCUUGACGAAGAAACCGGCGCGGAACCCCGUGCCGUCAGUGCAAGUAUCGUUGACCCCUACUUGCUCAUCAUUCGUGACGAUGCAAGUGUUUUCCUCGCACAAAUCGACAGCAACAAUGAGAUUGAGGAGAUUGAGAAGACCGAUAGUGGUCUUACAUCCACAAAGUGGGCGGCGGGGUGCAUAUACAAGGAUACCAAGGGCGUCUUUCAGGCAAAUCAGAGCGAUCAAGCCAAGAAACCAGGUGAAGAGGUCAUGAUGUUCUUGCUCAAUACCGCUGGAGCUCUGCAUAUAUACGCAUUGCCGGAUCUCUCAAAGCCUGUCUAUGUAGCUGAGGGACUCUCAUCCAUACCCCACCAUCUCUCAGCCGAUUAUGUGGCCAAGAAAGUAGCCUCACGAGAAGCCCUGACGGAACUCGUCGUGGCAGACCUUGGAGAUACCGUCUACUGUUCUCCUUAUCUGAUUCUGCGUCACUCUACCGAUGAUCUCACCAUUUACGAGCCCAUUCGCCUGCCCACUGAUUCAGCUACUCACACCUUAUCGGACACCCUCUUCUUCAAAAAAUCGGCGAAUUCUGCCUUAGCCAAGAGCACCGUAGAGGAUUCAUUAGACGACACCGCACAGCAGCCACGCUAUGUUCCCCUGAGAAUCUGCGCAAAUGUGGGAGGCUACAGUACCGUGUUCCUCCCGGGACCUUCGCCAGCGUUCGUAUUGAAGAGCAGCAAAAGCGUUCCCAGAGUGAUUGGAGUUCAAGGCCUUGGUGUUCGCGGCAUGAGCACUUUCAACACCGAAGGCUGCGAUAGGGGUUUCAUCUACUCAGAUUCCGAGGGCAUUGCUAGAGUUACACAGCUGCCGAGCAAAACUAAUUUUACAGAGCUGGGCGUCUCGGUUAAGAAGGUCCCAUUAGGAAACGACGUCCGCCACGUUGCCUAUCAUCAUCCCACUGAAACGUAUAUAGCGGGCUGCGCUGUGACUGAAAGCUUUGAGCUGCCAAAGGAUGACGAUUAUCACAAGGAGUGGGCCAAAGAAUCGCUCUCCUUCCAGCCUUCAACAGUCAGGGGAAGCCUCAAGCUCAUCAGCCCCGUCACAUGGACUGUUAUUCACUCAAUCGACAUGGAGCCCGGCGAGUCCAUUGAAUGCAUGAAGACCUUGCAUCUCGAAGUAUCAGAGGAGACAAAGGAACGCAGAAUGCUUCUGGCAGUGGGCACUGCCCUGACAAGGGGCGAAGAUCUCCCCACCCGAGGCCGCGUACAGGUUUACGACAUUGUAACCGUCAUUCCCGAGCCGGGAAAACCAGAGACGAACAAGAGACUCAAGCUUCUGGCCAAAGAGGAUAUCCCCCGCGGCGGCGUGACGGCUUUGUCUGAAAUUGGCACUCAAGGCCUCAUGCUGAUGGCGCAAGGCCAGAAAUGCAUGGUGCGUGGUCUAAAGGAAGAUGGCUCAUUACUUCCCGUAGCUUUCCUAGACAUGAGCUGCCACGUAGCAUCGGCACGGGAAUUGCCCGGCACCGGCUUGUGUCUGAUAGCAGACGCAUUUAAGGGAUUGUGGUUUGCUGGAUACACCGAGGAGCCGUAUACUUUCAAGGUGCUCGGCAAGAGUAGCGGGUCCUUGCCACUGCUGGUGGCAGAUUUUCUCCCAGAUGGUGAAGAUUUGUCCAUGGUUGCUGUGGAUGCGGAUGGCGAUAUCCAUGUUCUCGAAUUCAACCCAGAACAUCCCAAAUCCCUUCAGGGCCAUCUCUUGCUUCACCGCACCACCUUCAGCGUAACCCCCAGCCCUCCCACAUCUACUCUCCUCCUCCCACGCACUCUUCCCGCGUCCCAAUCCGCCGCGGCCUCACAAGACUCUUCCACCCCACAGCCUCACAUCCUCCUCCUCGCCUCCCCAUCAGGCUCUCUAGCCGCUCUGACGCCCCUCCCCGAAUCGGCAUACAGGCGGCUCCUCUCCGUCACAAACCAGCUCUUACCGGCCCUCGUCCCCCACGGCGGCCUGCACGCCAGAGCACACCGCGCUCCCGAGGGUGGAGGCGGCAUGUCGCGUAUGGUCGGCGUCGAAACUGCCGCGUCUGGCCGCGCUAUUGUCGACGGCGCCAUCUUGACUCGGUGGAAUGAGCUGGGCGCCGCGAAGAGGGCCGAGGUGGCGAGCAGGGGCGGAUAUGAUAGCGUGAUGGAGUUGAGGGAGGAUUUGGAGGCUGUGUUGGGAUGGACCGGGCUUGCGUAUAUUUGA